Zootoca vivipara (common lizard) is the source of this 3761-nucleotide messenger RNA. It is a transcript of the gene KIF2C, whose product is annotated as kinesin family member 2C. Gene Ontology annotation, biological process: microtubule-based movement; microtubule depolymerization. The record is from RefSeq and is a predicted model, not a curated record. Gene Ontology annotation, cellular component: microtubule. Gene Ontology annotation, molecular function: ATP binding; microtubule motor activity; microtubule binding. Lineage: Eukaryota; Metazoa; Chordata; Lepidosauria; Squamata; Lacertidae.
CGUAGACGUAGGUUUUUUUUUUUGUAGGCGUUUACGUCACCUGACGGACGUAGCUUCCCGGCAGGCUUUGCGGCGCGCCCCGUUCAAAACGGCGGCAGUUGAUUCGGUGCUUCUUUUCGAUACCGGUCUGUGAACUGAGAGGUGCUCCUUUUUUUUUUUGCUGACGUUAGAGAACCAGACUUUUCCAGUACUAUGGACCCAAGCGCUUAUAGAUGCCUUCAGCCCGGGUUAUUGAUUAAUAUUCAGCGUAGCAAUGGUGCAGUCCAUGGUGCCACAAUCAAGACAGUGAGCUUGGAAAAAAUGGUGGUAUCUGUAGAAUGGUCAGAAAAUAACGUUGUCAAAGGGAAAGAGAUUGACCUUGAUGAUGUGGUAGCAAUAAAUCCAGAGCUGUUUACAUCUCCAGUUGUUGCUGCUGUGAAAGAAAGCCAUCUUGCCCAGGAGAAUGUAACCACACAGAGGCAAACCCGCAGAACAACACUCUCAAAGAUUCCUGCUCCGAAAGAAGUUCUGCGAUUGCAAGCUAGCAAGAUGUCUGUCAUAGCAGAAACUCAGAACAGCCCUCUGGAAAGCGAUAUGGAGAUGGAAUUGCCUGCUCCUGUACGAACACGAAGCCACUCUGCUCUUCCUGUUGUACGAACUCGAUCUAGGAUCAGCUAUUCUACUGAUCGAUGUAAUGUACAACCAAAUGGCAAUGAAAUGACAGAAGACAAUCCACAGACUUUGAGAAUGGUCUCUGCUGCAAUUCAAGCUCGUAGGAAAUCUAACAUUGUUAAAGAGAUGGACAAAAUGAAAAAUAAGAGGGAAGAGAAAAGGGCCCAGUUCUCUGAAAUAAGAAAUAAGCGGGCACAGGAAUAUGACAGUAGUUGUCCAAACUGGGAUUUUGCACGGAUGGUUAAGGAACAUAGAGCCAAUAUCAUUUGUCAGUCGAUAUCAAUGAAUGACCCUAUAGAAGAACAUAGAAUUUGUGUCUGUGUGAGGAAACGACCCUUAAAUAAACAAGAACUUGGAAAGAAAGAGUGUGAUAUAAUUACUGUUGCCAGCAAGAACAGCAUCCUAGUGCAUGAACCAAAGGUGAAGGUGGAUCUAACGAAAUACCUUGAAAACCAGGCUUUUCGAUUUGACUUCUCGUUUGAUGAAAAAGCUUCCAAUGAAAUGGUUUAUUGGUUCACUGCUAAACCACUUGUGCAGACCAUAUUUGAGGGAGGGAAAGCUACAUGUUUUGCCUAUGGUCAGACUGGAAGUGGAAAAACCCAUACUAUGGGAGGUGACUUCUCUGGGAAAGUGCAGAAGGCCUCUAAAGGAAUAUAUGCUUAUGCAUCACAGGAUGUCUUCCUUCUUCAGAACCAGCCAAGAUACAAGGCUCUAGGUCUGGAAGUGUACGUGACUUUCUUUGAAAUAUAUAAUGGAAAGCUAUUUGAUCUCUUAAACAAAAAAGCAAAGCUGCGAGUGCUGGAGGAUGGCAAACAGCAGGUUCAGGUCGUUGGCCUGCAAGAAAUGCAAGUGAGCUGUGCUGAGGAUGUUAUCCGGAUGAUCGAGAUAGGCAGUGCCUGCAGGACAUCCGGGCAUACAUUUGCAAACGCCAGCUCCUCGCGUUCCCAUGCUUGUUUUCAAAUUAUUCUGCGCAGAAAACAAAAACUUCAUGGCAAGUUCUCCUUGGUGGACUUGGCUGGUAAUGAAAGAGGUGCUGAUACCUCCAGCAAUGAUCGGCAGACACGGUUGGAAGCAGCAGAAAUAAACAAAAGCUUGCUAGCAUUGAAGGAAUGUAUCCGCGCUCUAGGCCAAAAUAAACAACACAAACCUUUUCGGGAGAGCAAACUUACCCAAGUGCUGAGGGAUUCCUUCAUUGGAGCAAAUUCCAGAACCUGUAUGAUUGCAAUGAUCUCCCCAGGCAUGAAUUCCUGUGAAUAUACCCUAAAUACCUUGCGGUAUGCUGAUAGAGUGAAGGAGCUCCCUCACAAUGGAACAGCUGGAGAAGCACAGAACUGCAUGGAAACCGAAAAUGAAGAGGUGGAUAUCAGUGAAGAAGAAUCAGCCCACCUUAAUGAGCAGCUUUCUGAAGAUGAGCUGUCUCAUCUGUCCAGUUUCCGUGAGGCUGUCACCCGGAUAAGUGAGCUUGAGGAGAAGGCAAUAGAAGAGCUUAAGGAAGUCAGGGAGAAAAUGAACGACUGCAACUGUCUCCUGGAUAUUGCAGAACAACCAGAAUAUGACCUGGAGGAAUUUGUGUAUCAAGCCCAGUGCUUCGUAAAUGAAGGAUCCAAAAAUUUCCUCUGCCUGAAAGACACUCUGGAAGAACUAACCCUUGCCAUGCAGAUGGAAGAACAAGCCAGCAAGUAUCUGAAUAAGCGGCCACUUCAGUAGUUACCCACUUGUUAAAUGAAUUUCUUCCCUCUCUAUUUGUCUGUCACUUCUUUGGUUUGCUGUUAACUGUAUUUAAAAUGCAAGCAGAAGGUUCAUCCUAUCUUGUUUGAGGGUUCCCUAUUUUGGGGAGAGGGUGCUAUCCUUUAUGCAGGCAAAGGAAAGUACUCUGCCAGAAUGUGAUGUUUCUGGGACCAUUGCUCCUCUUCACAACUGAAGGCUAAGAAGAAGAGUUGCUUUGGUGUCUCUUGGUAAGCUUGUACAUUUUUCUAGUGUAAAUAAAGUAUUUCACUAAAUACUUCUGAAAUGUUAACAUUGAAUGCAAUCCAGUGAAUCUUGAACUGGUUUUGCUGUUGUUUGAGACUUUUUAAAAAAUAAAUAAUCAGUAAUUGAAGCAGUUUAUAAAUAAAUAUUUCUGAAUACAUCAAGUCCUGUAUUGUGAGGGGUUUGAAGUGUGUUCUGCAGGUGUUCUGCUGUUUUGGAGGCCACUUGUAUAUGUUGGAUUUGUAUGCACAUCUGGUUUGGAGAGCAACAUGGAGGGGAAUACUUACUCCAUGUGUGCAAUUUAACAACCCAGGCCCAUAUAGUACCGGAUGUUUUAGUCCCUGGGAGGUCUGGGUAUUGCCUCACGCAGACCUGGGAGUACACAGCUCCUGGCUGUUCCUGGUAUAAAUGUUGCAAAUGAACAAUGACCAUAAUCAUGUCUAUUUAAGUCAGUGUGUUGGACUGUGAUAGGCUUCAUUCAUAUAGAGGCAAGAAUUCAGUUUAUGACUUCUGACUAGUCAAACACUGGUAUUGAAACCUGUCAGAUACGUUUUGCCCUAUCAAUUUUACUGGCUUUAUGCAUUAAUCAUGUGCUUAAAAGAAAACGAUCUCUGACGGGUAUUAUUUUGAAAAAAGUCUACAAAAAACUUUAUUAUUAUUAUUAUUAGAAUUUAUAUACUGCCCUAUACCCGGAGGUCUCAGAGCGGUUCACAGAAUAAAAUCAAUUAUAGUGUCAGUCUGUUCUGAAAUGGAAAUUAAUUUCUGCCUUUCUGAGUUUUUGCAUUUUAUCAGUAGAAUGGCAAAAAGUCUGGACUGUUUGGGCCAUUUCAUUGUAACUGUGAAGUUUAAAAUUUGCACCUAUUUGGACUACUCAAGAGCCAGUAGUGUGUGGGUAUGCUUCAGUAUUCUUCCCCAAAAUGUUAAAAGUGUGUGUUUUUAUAUAUGUGCUUAUAGUAUGAGAAAAGUCUGAUAUAUGCAUGGAUGUAUCAGUGUAGCUUUUAAAGGAUGGGAAGGAUGCUGCUAAUUUUGUCUGGCAUUUCCCAUUAUAAAGUGAAUUUAGGGUGUCAUUAUUGCAUGUAAGUGUUAAUGGAUUCCUAAGAUCUAAGCAUACAAAGUAGCCAAGGAGAUGCUAAUGGCAUAGC